CAUAGAAGUGCACGUCUGUUCAUUAUUUGUCAUUGUUACUAAAUAUUAGUUCGUGGAAGGGAAGAAAGUGAAGACGUGGACCAAUUUGAUUGAGGUGUUAGAAAAAGCUUGAAGUAAAUUUUUGAACGAAACAUUUGCGUGCUUGUCUUUGAAAAGAAGUGGGUAUAAAAAAUGUUCAGAAAAUAAUGGUACAUAUAUCUUCAAGUGGGACAGUUCAAGACAGACCUCCAUGGAGCCUGUCAAGAUUGAUAGCAUUAUUCUGGAGUUUCUUAAAUUUCAUAUUUAUGUUCUUUAAGACUUUGGUCAACCCUGACUUAAACAGAUAUGGAGACAGGUAUACACGAGAUUACAGGCCUGGACCCGGGCCUCCACGACCACCCACAAGGAGAAUGGGUCGAUUUGGGAGCGGCAGCAUUAAUGACUCUAGCACCUGUUCUAGAGGAUGAGGCUAAGACCUAUCCUCCCAGACAAUGUGCCUCAUUUCAUGUCGGUGUCUGUGUUCGGUAGAUUUCUCUAUUGACACUUGAAAGACAUACUGUAGGACCAAUAUAGUGACAGUAUUGGAACACGCACACUUACAGAUAUUAUGUCCAGUAGGAAGAGGCACAUUGCUGAGAGAACAGCCAAUUAAUUAUCUUCAGGUUGUGCCAUACCUUAUGCUUUCUGCUUCAAAUUCGGCACAACCCUUUCCAUGUGUAUGAACCCACAGGGACCCUUACAUGCAUAACUGGAAGAAGCCAUACAGCAUCAUUCCCAAUCUGAAAUACUGCCACAUGAAUUAAUAUGAACUGGGAAAAGUACCCUAUUAAUAAUGACUUACCAUUGGGCUUUUUUCCCCUCCAGACUAUAUAUUUAUUUGAUUUUGUAUUACACAUUUCAGACUGUAUCAGUUGCAGUGUGAUACAUACAGUCAGAAGUAAAUCUAAAUUCAGGAGUCAGUAAUGACCAUCUCAUUUUGUGAUGACUGUUAUAGACAGCCAGAACAGAACAUCUCCAAAGAACUGGUCUCAACCAGAAGCAUCGUGUAGAUUCCUUAGAUGAUCUUUCUGAUGUCAUGGAGUCUUUAUUUUUGCUCUACUGGAUAAAUAGUGGGAACCCCAAAUCUCAAGACUGUAACUGCCAAAGUGCACAGAUAACAUCAAAGGUUAUCAGAUUUUUUUUCGCAAAGGGCCUGAAUAUGGCCAUUCAUUGAGUCAUGUUAAAAAAUAAGUUUAAUAAUAUAAAUAAUCAAGAAUACAGAUUGUGUACAGGCUCAUAACACACACUCCUUAGGGGACACUACUGCUCAUUCAAACAAAACCAGACUCAUAGGUGCACUGGUGUAGAUAUGCAUCAAAUUCUGAUUUCCCUCUAACAAUAAUAACUGAAAUGAAAGUUUGGCUGUCUUUGACAUAGUAAAUAGUGUGGCAGAGGCUGCAUUGAUCGGCUAAUCAUAAACUCAUACAAGUUUACUCGAGAACUGACUAGCCAGUAACUCCUGGUGAUGAACUAAAUAGUAGCUUUAGCCUCAUUAAAUUUCUCUAGAUUCUUUCAUCCAAGGCUCCUUUUUUUCAAACUUAUAGUUCAUCCAGUUACACUGUAGAGUCUAGACAAAUCUUGCCUCCUCACUGAUGUGGUUUUAGGUAGCCCUUCCAUGGUGUGUCCUUAUAAAUUUGACAUUUCAGCAGAAAUAGUGUGGCAGAGAGAAAGAGGGAAGCUUGGAUAUUUUAGUUGGUUUCUCUCCUCUUGUAGCUCCUCACUUGUCUGGUCCUUGCCCUCAGCUUGUAGUGACUGUAGGUGGACCAUGCCAAACAGAAUACAGACCACACAUUUGGUCCAAGUUUAUAUGAAUGCUUAACCGGUAUCCAGCCGACAUAGCCACUGCUGAAAACAUUCUUCUCCAAAAGUUUCAAGUCUUCCUCUUUCUGUCUUUCAACUCAUAGGCCAGUCUUUUCUCCACACCGCAGUCCUCAUUACAGCAAGGGCCUAUGCAUUAGUCUUCCUUUUGUGCAAAAAUGUUGUUACUUCAUUUUGGCCAAAUCAUUAAUUGGUGCUUAUGGUGAUCUGUUUUGGACUUCUGUGUUACUGAAUUCCAAAAAUCAAAGUACCCAGAACUGCCCUACUGUCUUGCAAUAGACUUUUUCACAGUUUUUAAAAAAUACAAUUCUUUAUAUUUUGAUUCUGUUGGCUUUUUGCAGUUGUGACAUUCUGGUGACCUUCUUAUGACGUCACUUUUAUAAACCUGAACGAACAGGAGAAUUGUUGACAGAUGUUUGGGUAUAUACUGGAAAGUACAAUGUAUUUAUGAAUUCCUAUUUAGUAAGUUUUUAUGGCAGUUUUCACAUAAUUAUCAUAGUAUAAAUAAAUAAUGUUUGUACAGUCAACUAGAGUAUGUGUACUCAUGUACAGUAUUUGUGAAUCUCUCAUUUAUAUGUUACAUUGGAAGUAUUCAAUGAACUGUGCAGAAAAAUGCAUUUUUCACUCAAUAUUUUA
Messenger RNA from Cryptotermes secundus, 2472 nucleotides. Its product is annotated as selenoprotein K-like. Gene Ontology annotation, cellular component: endoplasmic reticulum membrane; Golgi apparatus. The coding region runs from base 186 to 446 and encodes 86 amino acids. The record is from RefSeq and is a predicted model, not a curated record. The transcript has 4 exons. NCBI's taxonomy places the organism in Eukaryota, Metazoa, Arthropoda, Insecta, Blattodea, Kalotermitidae. Gene Ontology annotation, biological process: endoplasmic reticulum calcium ion homeostasis; calcium ion transport.